Molecule: messenger RNA, 779 nt
Organism: Nelumbo nucifera (sacred lotus)
Lineage: Eukaryota; Viridiplantae; Streptophyta; Magnoliopsida; Proteales; Nelumbonaceae
Source: RefSeq, a predicted model, not a curated record
CACUGGUUCCAUCCCCUACUCCAUCACAAAACUUCAGAACCUCGAAAUACUCCGUAUAUCGGACACCAGCCUCUCGGGUCCUAUCCCUGAAUUUCUAAGCCAACUCAAAUGUCUCUGGAGUCUCUAUUUGACCUACAACCAGCUUUCUGGUCCAAUCCCGGCCUCUUUGGCAAGCCUUAACAAGCUGCAAAUACUAAUGCUAUAUUCGAACAAACUCACCGGAACCAUACCCGAUUCAUUUGGGAGUUUCAAAGACGGCGAAUACGGCGGUUUCACUCUCGAUCUAUCUCACAACCAGCUCUCCGGUGGAAUCCCAACAUCGAUUAACGUCUCAAGCAUCGACCUGUCGCAUAACAAACUCAGUGGGGACGCAUCAAUGUUGCUGAGGGAGAAUGGAGCAGCGGAAUGGAUCUACUUAUCUCACAACCAACUCGACUUUGAUCUGACGAAGGUGAAGUUUCCAAAGAAGAUAAAAGUUUUAGAUUUGUCCCACAACCAGAUUCACGGCAACAUUCCGAAGCAGUUAAUUAAUAAGUUGGAUUUGGAAAGCAUGGAUUUGAGUUAUAAUCAGCUGUGCGGAAAGAUUCUGUUCGGUGGGAAUGUGCAGAAGAUGGGUGCCAAAUCCUUUGCCCAUAAUCGCUGUUUGUGCGGCCACCACUCCCGAACAAGUGCAAAUAAACCAGUCUGCAUGCAGUGAAAGAAGACACCUUGCAUCACUGCCUGAGAAUUUUGAUUUCAACAAGAAUAAUUUCUUGUAAUAAGGAAUUUGCUGGAACAUG